GAAGCACAGUUUUUAUUAAAUCCCCUAUCACUACCAAUGGAUAUCCUUUUAUCUUGCAUAUUGCCAUACAUACAGCAGUCCUCUGCCAAAUCACAAAGGUGCAAACUUCCAAAAAUACCAUUAUGGAAAAAAUGCCAACUCGACAUACUAUCAUAA
Cokeromyces recurvatus is the source of this 156-nucleotide messenger RNA. RefSeq lists its product as uncharacterized. The annotation marks the transcript as partial. NCBI's taxonomy places the organism in Eukaryota, Fungi, Mucoromycota, Mucoromycetes, Mucorales, Mucoraceae. The transcript has a single exon. The record is from RefSeq and is a predicted model, not a curated record.